This is a messenger RNA of Botrytis porri, 3702 nucleotides long. RefSeq lists its product as uncharacterized. Bases 1 to 3702 code for a protein of 1233 amino acids. The transcript has 2 exons. Gene Ontology annotation, cellular component: cytoplasm. NCBI's taxonomy places the organism in Eukaryota, Fungi, Ascomycota, Leotiomycetes, Helotiales, Sclerotiniaceae. Gene Ontology annotation, biological process: tRNA methylation. The record is from RefSeq and is a predicted model, not a curated record. Gene Ontology annotation, molecular function: protein binding.
AUGUCUUCUUUCAAGCAUAACCACUCAUUGAGCCCAAUUCUGGCAGUCGAAUUUUACCAUACUUCUACUGGUAAAUUGUUGAUUCUUGCGGCUGAGGGUUAUUUUCUAAAGAUAUAUGAUGCCAAAACUUCCAGCCAGAUUGGUCAAUGUAGAGUCUUCGACUCACAGGCGAUUCACGGUAUCAUUAUCAGAGAAUCGAAGAAUAAUUCCAUAGACGAUUUACAGGUAGUUAUUUGGGGUGGUCAAUGUUUGACCUUACUCCGAAAAUCGCAACUUGAAGAGAUCAUAUCUCAAUAUGUGACUAGUAUCACGAAAACUGCGACAGCAGCCAGUGACUGGGUUCUCAGUGUUGCUUUUUGUCCUUGGGAAAAUGAUGGCUGUGUCAUGGUCACUGCUCACAAUGCAAUGGUUCAAGCGACGCUCUCAACAGAAGACAAAACCAUAAGAUUGCGUCAACUGCAGCCUUCUUCGCGAUCUAUGUUGUACUCUGCAAGUCUCGUUUGCGAGAACCAAGAUACGGUCAUAGUUGCAGCAGGAACUAUCUUCGGUGAGGUCAUUGUUUGGAAAUGUGUUGCUGCUGAAGAUAACUCCGCAUUCCACAAUGAAGCACUUUUCGUUUUCACUGGUCACGAGGGUUCCAUUUUUGGGGUUGAUAUAUCUCCUCCGAUCAUGGGCCAUGAUGGAAAGACUACACAAUUGCUAGCAAGCUGUAGCGAUGAUCGUACAAUACGGAUAUGGAAUCUUGCGGAAGGCUCACAAAAUGAUGCAGAUGCCAUGAAGUUAGCUGCCGACUUGUUGCCAAGAGAGACAGGCUUUGGAGAGACAGCAAAACCUCAACAAGACUCCAAUGGCUUCAACCGAUGUAUUGCGGUAACAAUGGGUCAUGCUUCUCGUAUAUGGGGUGUCAAAUUUCACUGUCCUGAUAAAUCAACAUUUGGCACCUCGUCAAUCACCAUUCUUUCUUUUGGAGAAGAUUCAACAGCUCAACAAUGGAUACUAGAGCUUGAGAGUGAGCUUCAAAAUGGAAGCAAAACCUCUGAAGUUUUAGACCCUGCUGUUUCCAAACCUAGCUCAAAUAGUCUUGCUAAGUUAACAAACAUCAAAACUUUUGCAUUCCACACUGGAAAGCACAUUUGGUCAGCAGCUAUUACUCAAAUGGAAAACAAUCAAACUUUGCUUGUCACUGGUGGAGCAGAUGGAAAAAUUUCAACAUACUGUUUUGAAGAGGAGAGAAGGACAAAUCCAAAGCCUAUUGAUAAGUUGAGCAAUAAUGCCGUGGAAGACUCAGCAAUGGACAAUUCUGUCGAAGGUUCAUAUUACUCGGUAGCUUUUGAGCUCGAAGAUGUGUUGAAGUCUCUUAAUUCGACGGAAUCCUAUUAUGAGGAGGAACAAGAUCAAGAAUACGUCGUAUCAAAGAAGAACAAAAAGGUGCCCAAAGAUGCUUUCAAUCGCUAUGCAUUCGUAUCUGAGAGUGAUUUUCUGAUCACGACAACAUUCGGAAGAAUUCUGAAGGCGACUGUUGGAAACUUGGUCAAGUUCGAAGAAGUUUCCCUACCCGAAUCCAGUACUCAAGAUCUGAGAUCAUAUUCUAUUCUGAAGGGAAACUCAACUCUCGGAUUAUGUGUUUUGGCGGGUACUAACGGGAAAAUAUUCUUGUAUCAACCAGGACUGCCCAUUGUCCAAGUAGGACAAGUUGAGCGAAAACCAUCGGAUAUUUUCAUCGUCCCAGGAAAUGAUAAUCGAUCAGUCGAAUUAUUUGUUACGUUAUUGGGAACCCAAGAACUGACAAUAUUCUCUUUCAAUCUGGAAUCUUCCGGGUUACAACCUUUUAUCGACAGAAGGACGCUCUCAUUACCCCCGAAAUUUAUAGUCACAGGUGCUGGUACAUGUAACAGCCAUCUCAUCAUUGGCUCUAGAGAAGGUCAAAUCUUGGUACACGACACGAAAACCAAUACUAUGAGUAUCUGGAACUCCCCCGGUAAGAAGGAUGCUAUUACUUCCAUUGUUGCUGUACCCAGUACCAAUUCUCAGCAAACCACAAGCUAUUUCGCAAUCACGAGUCGAGAUGGGUUAUAUGCGAUAUUUUCAUACAACGAUGAAGACACGCCUGAAAUUUCACGCGUACAUUCUGCUGCACCACCAUUCGGACCAAUGAUUGAAGCAUGUUGGUUUCAAGGUUCUGAUCUAAUUCUAUAUGGAUUCAAAAGCAAGAGUCUCAUCGUAUGGAACGAGACGAAACAAUCUGAGAUUAUGCGUAUCGACUGCGGAGGUGCACAUCGAGCUUUUGCAUAUUCGCCGUUCGAAGGGGCUCAGGCAGGUGGUAGUGGUCACUUGAUAUAUACAAAAGCAUCACAACUAUUCCUUCAUUCCCAAAAAGUUCCUUCUCAUCGUACCAUUAAAACCGGCGGCCACGGGCGGGAAAUAAAAACUUGUGCAAUGGGAGGCUCACCACAAAUGAUAGCCACCGGCGCCGAAGAUACCAAUAUCCGAAUCUGGCGCUACGAGAACAACGACACCCAUCCCCAAAACCAGGAUAAAACCCCCAACUCACAAACCCUGACCUGCCUCUCUACCAUUCAAAAACACACAGCAGGUCUCCAACACCUUCACUGGCACAAAUCACACUAUCUCUUCAGCAGCGGCGGCGUCGAAGAAUUCUACAUCUGGCGCAUCCGACCGAUCCCCGGCUUCGGUCUCGGAGUCAUCUGCGAAGCGUCCUGUCCCGAUCCCACUGCUGAACAAGACUUACGUAUUAUGUCUUUCGACGUAUCUGAUAUUCCUGGAAGCGAUCACGAAGAAAUGAUCAUCACGCUUGUGUAUUCGGAUUCGACUAUGCGUACUUAUCUUUAUUCGCGAAUCGGUGGAUGGAAAUUACUAGUCAGGGGUCAAUAUACAUCUGCGUGUUUGAUGCAAAUCGCCCAUCUACACGUUUCUCGCGAACAUAUCACUUUCCUGACUGCGGCUACGGAUGGAAGUCUCUGUAUCUGGAACGCUCCUCUCCAUAUUUCCAAUCACGAUCUCGCACAAAUCUCCACCCCCGCCCUCACAUCCCACACCAAAAUCCAUCAAAACGCCAUCAAAACCCUCGCGUUCAAAUACAUCUCUUCUUCCUCUUCUUCCGCAUCUACUUCUAACACCACCACUCCAUACCUAGUGAUCAUCACCGGCGGCGACGAUAACGCAAUCGGUGUGACGCUCUAUCCCAUCUCUAUCUCCUCUUCUGACCUCAAUGCAAAGUCAAAUACUUUCCAGAACCCAAUAAGGAUUCUCCUUCCUAACGCGCACGCUGCCGCUGUCACGGGAUUGGUGUUUAUUCCCGAUCCUACUUCUCGUUCUCGUUCUGCAUUUAUUACCAAAGAAGGGGAAAAGGAGGAACAGGAGGAAAGAGAAAUGUACAUCUUAUCCUCUAGUACCGAUCAGCGGGUAAAGACGUGGCGAAUCAGUGUCUCUUCUUCACCAUCUUCUUCUCCUUCUACAUCUACAUCUACAUCCACAGCCCCAAGUCGAGAAGAAGAAGAAGAAACAUGUCCGAUAGACAUCGAGAUGAUCGGUGACGAAUUUACAGCGGUAAGUGAUAUCGGGGAUGUGAGAUUAAUUCCUGGGAUUGCUGGGAAUGAGCAUGAGAAUGAGAAUGGGAAUGGGACAAAAGCGAUUAUUGUAGGGAAUGGAAUGGAGAUAUGGGGAUUUGGUGAGAUGAGGUAG